AACACCGGUGUGUGGAGUCUGCGAAGAUCCGGGCCAAAUAUCCAGACCGGGUUCCGGUGAUUGUGGAGAAAGUGUCCGGCUCACAGAUCGUCGACAUCGACAAGAGGAAAUAUUUGGUUCCUUCUGACAUCACGGUGGCGCAAUUCAUGUGGAUCAUCAGAAAACGCAUUCAGCUGCCUUCAGAAAAAGCCAUCUUCCUGUUUGUAGACAAGACCGUGCCGCAGUCUAGCCUCACCAUGGGUCAGCUCUACGAGAAAGAAAAAGACGAGGACGGCUUCUUGUACGUGGCGUACAGCGGGGAGAACACGUUCGGCGUCUGACCGCCGCGGCGGCAGCUUGUGAAUCUUGUAAAUAACGAGCGUGGGUUUUAGCGCACUUCCCUGUAGCGUAGCGGCUCGGUAACUGGAUGUGUUUCUGAUAAACUUGUUCUCGUUCUCCGUGUUUAUCGAUCGCUGUCUGUAGAUAUUUCUUUUUAAUUUAUUCUUUUUUUUUUUUUUUUUUUUUGCUUUUUUAUUGUAUUUUGCCGCCUCUUUUUUUUCUGUCGCGGUCGCCAUGUACAAAAUAAGGCGAUGGACUGUUUGGCAGUAAUGGGGGUUCAUUCUAGUCCUUGUGUGUGUAAGAGGACCCGGCGGCAUGCGCUGCGCACACGUGAAAGGUCCUCGCAAUGUUAUGAAGGAAGGGAAACCUCGGCAUGAAUGUGACUUUUGUCUUUCUUUACCUGCGAGGAGCUCCCCUCCCCCGCCCUAAAGUAUAAUAUAUAUUGCAGCUUACUACUCCUUCAUUAGUGUUCUGGCUAAGAACAUUUUCAGCAAGUACAGGAAAAUAAGUGUUGAUCCUGCCAGAAAGGCCGUACUAAUCUGUAUCUGAGCGCCACAAACUGAAAACCAGACCGAAAAUUAAUUUCUAAUAUUCGGAACAAACUCCUCCCACCCAUCCAUGCUUUAUUUUGUUGGGAAAUCGCUUUCUAAAACGGCUGACGCUUGGCGUUUUCGGCCAUCUUGAGUAAGGGCAGCUGAUUCAUGUAGCGUUUACUUCCUGGAAUCCAUCUGCCCUUAGCUCUGGCAGGAGGGUGUGCUUAGCUGAGAAAGCCCCUCCUCUUUUCCUGAAGAUGUAUUACGUCAUUUAUAUAAAACAUAAAUAUAAUCUCCCUUCCUGUACUCAUUACAAAUAAUCCAUGUUGAUUGGGAGAGCGAAGUGCCGCCAAAAUUAUUAUAAUUUUUAUUAAUUCAGCCGUUAGAAAUACUGCAGCUGCUGACUUUUAAAAUAAGGACACUUACCUGUCCUGGGUGCCCCCCCGAUGUCUUCACCUGAAGGUGAUCUGUCCCUCAGCUCUCCUAGGUGGAGGCGCCGCCAUCUUUGGUAAGGGAAUCAGGAAGUGAGGUCUUGCCGCUUCACUUCCUGGUUCCCUACUGCCCAUGCACGACCCUACUGGUCCCUGCUGUCUUCUGGGACCUGUGUGGAUUCCGCGGCGACCUAUCAGCAGAAGUGGGAGCAAAUGCCUGGAUUAAACGGGUAUCUGCUCCUCCCCCACCCCCCACGAAAGGUGCCAGAUGUGACACUGGAGGGGGGGGGGUAGGAAAAGGUGGACCCCCCACUAUAAAGUAGAGAUGCACCAAUCCCAAUAUCUGUGCCGAUGAGUAUUUGUGAAAAUGUUCCCGAUAUAUCGUGGCGCGAUUUGCGUCUGUACAAAAUGAAGGGGCACAAAUCGUAGAUCCGAUUGUGGUCAUCUACAGCUUGGGCUCCCUCCUCUCUCAGGGCAGUGGACCCCCUCCGCCCCCAGUCACCUCCCCCCCUGUCAAGCGCAGAGUAGCCAAUUCACUGGUCCAGGGACCUGAACCCCCCCCCCCCGGCUUUCUCUCCUCUCCUUGUAGUGCUGAAAGUACGGGCUUCUGAUUGGUCAGUGCCAUCCAUGUGAUGGUGCUGACCAAUUGGACUCCCUGUAGUCAAAUUAGAGAAAGCCUUGAGGGGGCGACUGAGGAGGGGGUCCAGUGGGUGGAUCGAGCUGCUGGAGAGGCGGGAAACAAAGCCAUGGGGAGGCGGGAGCCCAAGCCCUAGAUGACCACAGUCGGAUCGGGAGGCGGAGCUGGUGGAACACGUCCUGCAGGAAGGUUUCCUGCACCGCUCCUUUGUGAUCUCGGGUGCAAAAUCACGAUGACAAGCCCGGCUUCACACAGGAGGUGUGCGGGAAACUGCUGCAUGUGAUUCGGACAGGAAUCGCACCACAUUCCUCUUCAAAUCGCAAUUCUUUUCAGCGCGAUUUGCACCCAUUCAUUUGUAUGGACACAAUGAUCGGUAUUUGAUCAGAAGAAUUUGGCAAUAAAAAGAAAAAAGUAUCGGUGUAAUGGAAAGUGAACUAAAAGCCAGAAUUCUGCUUUAAGGGGAAAAAGCUCCUCGGGGGCGGGGACAAGACUCGCAUCUCUGCACAGGCUUCCCUUCGCCUCCCUGUAAUUUAUUAUUUUCCUGCAGAUCCUAUUUAAGAAGUUUUUGAUUAAUCGCAUUUGUAGCAUUCAUAUUGAUUCUGGAUUUUAAAAAGAAACCCGUCCUGGGAGAAGAAGCGUGUCGGCUGCCAUUGCUGAACUACACCUGAAAAUGCUGGCUUGCCUGCAGACCCCUCCCCCUCCCCCCUCAUUGGUUCAAUAGUUUGAGUGACGAACACUAAACAAGCAUGCUAAUGGGGGCUGUCCUGAAACUUGCCCCCGGGGGGGGGGGGGGGGGGGGCAGUCGGAAAAUCCCGGAGGAUCCGCCUCAGAGACCCCGGAGAUUUGCAAACCUAAUAUUUUAUUUAUUUUUAUUUCCAGCAAUGGCAGCCGCUGUUUUCCUCCAAUGGCGGCGCGGCUUUUGCUGGUUUGGUUGUAGAAUUCCAUCUCUUAGUGCUUCGCUUUCAUUCUAUCGGUAAUCACUGGUAUGUAACUAAUAUACAUCUUCACAGUCCUGCUAAUAAAAGAAAAAAUCAAUACAUCA
Rana temporaria (common frog) is the source of this 2961-nucleotide messenger RNA. RefSeq names its product GABA type A receptor associated protein like 2 (gene GABARAPL2). The record is from RefSeq and is a predicted model, not a curated record. Lineage: Eukaryota; Metazoa; Chordata; Amphibia; Anura; Ranidae. Gene Ontology annotation, cellular component: cytosol; autophagosome membrane; autophagosome. Gene Ontology annotation, molecular function: ubiquitin protein ligase binding. Gene Ontology annotation, biological process: autophagy of mitochondrion; autophagosome assembly; cellular response to nitrogen starvation.